AUGGUCUUUGCGCGUCCUUGCGGCAUGGCCGUUUCAGUGGCACUACUGUGGUUCCUCUUGCUGGGCUGGGGUUAUGCUAGAGCUCUCAUACCUCUGGGUAUGCCGGAAAGUCUCGAUCUGCCAAAGAGUCAGUUCUUCCGAGAAGACGAAGUCAACCUCGUCCGGCGCGCACAGGACGGCGAUGGGAACAAUACAGAUAUAAAGCACAUGUUUGUCUGGCGUGGAGACGACAGGGACCCCGAGACAAUCCAGCGCCUUGGCGGCUUCAGUCCGGUAGGCGACUACGCCGACAACGAGGAAGCAUUCAACAUCAGGCGUCACACCCUGGGUGCCAUAAGGUGGAUGGAGGAUAAUGUUGAUGACUCGGACUCAGACAGCGGCGAUUCGGACUCAGAGAGCGGCGAUUCGGACUCGGACUCGAAGUUUGCUCAUGUGACGAACGAGGACUAUCGGAAGGCGUUCAAAUGCGGCUGGUCAUCUGCAUACGUGCCGACAGCGGCUACGUCCGCGACAGUCUGGAAGUACAGCUGGAUCUACUUGAUUCGUGCGACGCCAAACAUAGUUGAAGAAUCUUCCGUGUUCGGCGAAGGGCGCGACACCGAGGCAGAAUUCUCGGCUCUGGGGGGUGUUCUUUGGUCGCAAGUCGUGGGGCACAUGACGGUCGACACGUUGGAUUCGCUUAGACAACAAUACCCAGAUCUUAUCAUCCCGGACGACGUGGCUGUUCAAAAUAUCGUUCAAAACCGCCAAUACGAUGAGGAACGGUUUCGCAACUCCUUCGCCGCUCCGCCCUCGGUGGCAGUGGGUGCAACCCCGGAGGGCCGGCCGUAUUUCAACUCCAGACAGGGCGCGAUACACUACAUGGGACUUCCUGGCGUGGGCGAUGUUGUCGGCUGGACGGGUCACUUUCCCUUGCUCCCAGUCGACCCAUCCCCGCCGCAAGCCGAAACAUGCCCGGCCAAUGACAGUAUCCCCGGCCCCUCAACGUCCGUCGGCCAGGGAGGUCAGGCAUAUUCCGAGGAUGAUAUCAUCGUUGCUGCCGAGUUCCUGCAAGAGAACAACGCUCCAUGCGCCCUUUCGAGUCUCGACCCAAGAACCCAGUUCCUGAUUCUGGAGGCAGAUGCCGCCAUCGCGAGAGCCUUGGCCAGGCUAGACCAGGUUCGCCCCAACGAGACGCAUGGAACAAUCGAUGAGGCAAACGAGGCCAUCCAGGCCAUUGUUGCUAGAAUGAGGCAGAGCGAAGAACAAGGCACGUGCAAUCUCGUUGCCAAAUGCAGCUCGAUGAAACAGUCGCCCAAACGCAAGAGGGCAAUAGACGGUGCCCGAUUGGCAGUUUUCUGUGAGAAGUCGCACAUUCCGAAGAAUAUCACUCUUCACUGCGAUACCGCGAAGGGCUUCAACUGCAAGGGCAAAAAGCCUCAGAAGGCUCGAAAGCCCCAGGGACCGGUUGACAAGGUGUUUUACGGGAGCUUCCUGUGGCCCGAGGAGGCUAAGAAACAGGGCGGCUUCCUCCCGCCGAGCGCGACUCCCCCCGGCCCGACGUACGACGUGGUCGGGGCUCCCGAGGAGCCAGAGGUCGUCUAUGAAGACUUUGCGGCCUACCUCUUGCCGACCUUCCAGAGCCUCGGCGCCGCGGCGAGGCACGCGUCGCAGCUCGCGUCCAAGGAGACGGGCGACUUUGAGGGCGUCGUGUACGCCGUGCACGCCACGCCAAACAUGGUGAGCACGGGCAAGGAGUCGGCCGCCGUGGGAGGCAUCCUGUGGUCACAGGUCAUGGGCUGGAUGCAGGUGCCUCGCGGCUACGAGGUCCCCGACAAGAACCAGACCCCCAAGCAGCGCGCCCAGAUGCAGGAGCACUUCCGAAAGGCCUUUGCCGAAAAGGUGGACCUCUUCACGCCUAACAAGAACUACGACGACAAGUUUAACCAGUUUAACGCCACGACGCAGGUGCCGGACAAGAUGGACACCCCGCAGGACCUGAUUGGCUUCAUGAACAAGAACGGCCAGGCCGUCGGCUGGAACGGCGGGUUCCCCCUGAUCGGGACGGACCAGGUCGUCAAGGGCAGUGACUCCAAGACGGCCAAGACCAACAAGGCCGUCGCGGCGCCCCACGAGCCGGGCUUCUUUGAGCAGAUUGGCAACUUUGUCAAGGCCCACCCCAUCGCCAUCGCCUUGCUGCCCGUCGUCGCCAUCGCCAACCUGUUCCCGGGCCUGGGCCAGGUCGCCGACGCGGCCGAGGUCGCGGCCCUGACUGCUGAAGGGGCUGAGGCGAUCGAGCUGACCGAGGUUGGGGGCUCGACGCUGGCCAACACGGGCAAGGGCAUUGCUCAGAUCUUGCAGAAUGCGGCCAAGUUAAAGGUGGAGUGA
Hirsutella rhossiliensis is the source of this 2367-nucleotide messenger RNA. Its product is annotated as heat-labile enterotoxin alpha chain domain-containing protein. The record is from RefSeq and is a predicted model, not a curated record. NCBI's taxonomy places the organism in Eukaryota, Fungi, Ascomycota, Sordariomycetes, Hypocreales, Ophiocordycipitaceae. The transcript is spliced from 2 exons. Gene Ontology annotation, molecular function: toxin activity. Bases 1 to 2367 code for a protein of 788 amino acids.